This is a messenger RNA of Aspergillus ochraceoroseus IBT 24754, 171 nucleotides long. RefSeq lists its product as uncharacterized. The record is from RefSeq and is a predicted model, not a curated record. The transcript has a single exon. The annotation marks the transcript as partial. Lineage: Eukaryota; Fungi; Ascomycota; Eurotiomycetes; Eurotiales; Aspergillaceae.
CGAUGCUUUGAGCACAGCUGCGGCGGUCGAGCCUUCUCCUCGCCCGGGAACUACGAACGUCACCUCCGAGAGAAGAGCGGGCGCGCCAAAAGCUUCACCUGUGAAUUAUGUGGUCAACGGUUCACACGAUCGACCGCGAAAAACAAGCAUAUCCGAUACGGAAGGUGCCGA